GAGCUUCGGGCAGAAUCAUAAAGCAAAAAUCCUGUUCAUAGUGGCGUACAGAUUUUAAAAAAAGAAAAGGAAAUAGAGAAGAGUGAAAUAUGAUAUCAUUUUCUGGAUAUUAUGUCAAAAUCUAUCACAAAAUUUUUGCUCGUUCGCUUCGCUCGCUCGCAACAUUAAAAUAAAAAUCUGCCCAAUACGCCAUAUCUGGCCCCCUCAAAAAUUUUGCCUAAUUACACCACUGCCUGUUCAUACCAUGAUAUGACCGGGAAAUCUUUGGCCCCUGCCUAUAGCGCCUAUUGACGAAAGCUGGGUUCGCCCCGGCCUGAUAUGGGCUAAUCUCCAUCCUUGCGGAUGGUUUAGAAAAAAACAUCAAUACAUCCUUGGUUCAAUAACCACGCCAUUGAUUAAAGUGAGGGUAUAUAAGGUUCCACUUCUAGUGAAAUUUCAUCAGAACAAAUCUAACCUUGCUAGUAGGUCCAUGGUUAGAUCUGGUCUAUGGUUAGAACGAGCUUAAACAGCUGCUGCUAUUAUCGUCACUCGAAGCUCAGCAGCAACCACCAAGCAUGCAGCCAGAACUUGAGAACCAAACUACAGGAGAGGGUGAAGACUGUGGCACUCAGGUUAAUGUCAUCAAUCGUAUGGCUGCACUCCCUGUUGUCAGUUCAACCUUGUCCCAAGUGACCAAUGCUUACAACUGGAGUAAGGACAAGAAUAGUCUGGUCAAGUAUACUCUGGAGAUGGCCGAAAGUACUGUAGCCAUGGCUGCUAGCACUGCCCAGCCGGUGGUCAAUAGACUUGAAGGACCAAUUUCUGCUGUUAAUGAAUAUGCUAACCAGCAGAUGGAUAAACUUGAAGAGAAGGUCCCAGUCAUCACUGAAUCACCAGAGAGGAUGAUGAUGAAUCUCCAGGAUGGCACUAAGAAGAUGAUUGAAAAUACAAAGAAAGCUAGUUCAGAUAGAAUCAAUAACCUUCUACUUACCAGACUAGGGAAGGCACUGACCACUGGUGUGGACAUUGCUCUUCUGCUUUCUGAGUUUGCUGUGGACUACUACCUUCCUGAAGAAAACACCGCUAAUAACGGUGAGGUGCAGGUCCCACACCAAGCUUUAGCUGCUGCUGGAGUUGAACUUGAAGACCAUAUCCCUGAGGAUAAGCCCCUUGUGGCGACUGUCCAGCGAGCAAGCCGUGUGUCCAACAAGGUCAGACGUCGUGUUCUUAGCAAGGCCAUGCGUAAUAUCCGUUAUGCUCAAAAGCGUAGUCAGGAGACGCUUGAGAAACUGUACUUUACUGUAGACUUGAAUAAAGAACAGAAGACCUUGGCCAUUGUUCAUAAUCUUGCUGGUCGUCUACAAGUCUUGAGUGGUAAUAUUGCAGGCUGUGUUCUUCUUUUUCCCAAGAGUCUACGUACUAAGGUAGAGGAAGGUCGUGAGCUUGCUGAUGCCCUUUAUAACUCACUGGAAGAGGUGCAGAUGAUUCGUGAUAUACCAAUCAAUGUCUUUGUCACUGCUAAACUGCAAUUGAACAAGAUGUCUGAUAUCUCCAUGUCUUUUGCUUAUUUCUUGGUAUCUUUGAGGCCUAUUCAGUGGAUGCUAUCAGACAGAGAAUCAAACAGGCGCUACGAAAAUCCACCUGAUGACGAAGAUUCUAAAAACCAUAACGGAGCAGUUGGGAAUGACGAUCAACGUCCAUGUCAAACUAGUAACACCUUGAGUGAUAAUAAAGUCAAGGAUGGUGAUAUCCACUCUGACAUCGACGGUGAUCUCAAUGAUACUAUUGAUAAGGAUGUUGUUGAUGGAGACUUUGACAGAGGCAAAAGAGAUGAUCACGAGUCUUCAAUCGGAUCACCGCUAUCAGACGGAGAAUCAAGCAAGUGCUACGAGCAUCCACCUGAUGACGAAGAUUCUAAAAGCCAUCACGGAGCAAUUGGGGAUGACGAUCGACGACCAAGUCAAACCAGUAGCACCUCGAGUAAUGUAAAGAAUGGUGAUAUCCUCUCUGACAUCGACGGUGAUCUCAAUGAUACUAUUGAUAAGGAGGUUGUUGGCGAUGUUGAUGGAGACUUUGACCGAGGCAAAAUAGAUGAUCACGAGCCUUCGAACGGAUCAACGGUUGGUUCUACGAAUCAACCGAAUAGAAAAAGUUCUAAGAAAAAAGCGGGAGUGAAAAAUAUUUUCAAAAAGAAAAAAAGAUAAAGAAGAACAAAGUAUGCAAGCACAAUUUUGGGGGUGGCCCGUCAUUUUUUUUCUAAACAAAAAUGCCCACCUCAAUUUUCUUCGUUGCUUGCUCAAAAUCCCUUUUCAUACUAUCCUUUUUUAUUUUAUGGAAUGGCGACAUGGAGGUCCAUGAUGGGAAUUAUACAAACUGCUUGAGAUAACGAGAUCCGUUAUGUUAGUAGUCAGUUUUGAGGAAAAUAACAAGCCUAUUCUUGUAAAAAAUUAUUGUGCUAGUCAAAAUCAACUAGAAGAACUAAGUAUAGAAGAUUCUGAUAUGCCUGUAACGCAAUUUAAUACACGUAUUUGAGGAAACUUGUACCCAACAGGGCCUUUCUUGAAGGCCUCUCAUUUCAUUUCUUAUUUUUAUGUAUGUGUAUAUAGGCAAAAUGAUGUAUGUAUCCUGUAUGUUAAUAACAUUCUUAUAUAGCGCUUAUCACUGCCAAAUGCGUCCCUAUGAGCUCUUUGAAGAAGGCAGAAAAAGCAAAGAAAUGAGAGAAAUUUGCUGUCAAUCGUGGCACUAACUCAUUUAAAUUUUUUUUUAAAUAAGUAUGUUUUCAGAGUUCUUUACAUAAUGAUGGGGAGGUAUUCCAAAGUGAAGGAGCAGCAUGGGCAAAGGUGCGCUCUCCAUACUUUGUAAAUAUCUUUUUUAUUGAAGUAAAAUAUGGAGUCAAUCAAUCAACCAAUAAAAAUAGAUGAAUAGUCGCAUUAUUAGCUGACCCUGGCCUUUCAUUUAUAGUAAAUUAAAUAGUUUGUAAAUAACAGUGUGCAGUCAUUUUUCAGUACGAUCUCAUUUUGGAUGUUCCUGAAGCAAGCUUCAUGUUAAGGUGUUCCUCUGUCCUUUGUCUGUGCUGUUUUUCAAUCCCCUGCAUGGAUUGAGAGAUCAAAACGAUUCUUUAGACUAAAAAAAAUCAUCAGAUAUAUUUUUUUAAUUAAAACCUUGCCACAGCCACAUUCUGCAUGUCCAUAAAAUUAUUUUUUGAAAAAAAUGUUAUUUUGCUUUCAUGUAAUGUCGAGAAAAAAAAAAUCAUAAACCGGAGCAAUUUUUUACUUUUAAAUCUAUUCAAAUUUUAAUUCCUCACUAUCUUGAUUAAUGGAUCUAUUAUAAUGCCUAUUUACAUGCAAAUGCUGAUAUUAAAGGAGAAUGAAACAUUUAGAAGAAGAAAGCUUGUGUGAAGACAGAAAAAUCAAAGAAACAGAUCAACGAAAGUUUGAGAAAAAUCGGGCAAAUAAUGAGAAAAUUAAGAGCAUUUGAAUAUUGCGAUCACUAAUGCUAUAGAGAUCCUCAAAUUGGCAAUGCGACAAAGAUGUGUGAUGUCACUUGUGAACAACUCUCCCCAUUACUUAAGUAUAUAUUUCACUUAAUUUGCCUCUUUUAUCACAUCUAUCAGUAGAUCAUGUGUUCUUUCUAUAGGAGGGCAUGUAAUACAGACUUUUAAAGAAUACAUCAUGGAUAAAGAGUUUGUAUCAACAUAAGAAAAAGCAAAAAGAUACAUUUUGAGGGUAUUUUAUAGUCCAUCAAAGGGAAAGUUGUUCACAUGUACUGUGACAUCACACAUCCUUGUCGCAUUGCCAAUGGGAGGAUCUCCAUAGCAUUAGUGAUUGCAAUAUUCAAAUACUCAUAACUUUCUCAUUAUUUGUCCGAUUUUUCUCAAACUUUCUUUGUUCUUAUUCUUUGAUUUUUCUGUUUCGACAAAAGCCUACUUGUUCUAAAGGUUGCAUUCCCCUUUAAUGAAAGUUCAGAUCCAUACUAAUUACAAAAAAAUAAAAUAUAUGAAAUUUAUGUGGCUCCAUUUUGAUUAAAUGCUCAGUAUUCUUCAAGAUGUAACACAUUAAAUAUAGAGGAUAUGAUGAUUACUGAUUUGUGUAAGUCCUAUAACAUGACUGGCUACUCUCCAGCCUCUACCAUUCCCAUGCCACGUAUCCAAACUAAUUGAAGACCCGGGCCAGAUUGCAUAAAAGCUACCAUUUAAAACUUUUCCAUCCAGUGGUAUAACUUGUAUGGAAUCUUUGAUUUUGAUUGGUUGGUGAUCUUCCUCUUCUCAUUCCUUCUCUUUUCUCUCUCUUCUCUUUCUUACUUACUUUCUUUCUAGCUAUCUGAAUUUACAAUUUUGUGGUAGGAAUCAUCCAUAUAAUUAUUUUGUCUGUGCUCAUUAGAUUGAUAUAAAAUACAUUAUAUUACAAUUGAGAAGUUAAUGUUAUAUUUCGUUUUUCAAAUACCAGAACUUUGUUAUUUCUUGACCAUUUUCUGUAAUUGAGGUAUCAAAUUAAAGAGCAGAUAUUGAACUUUUAAGACAUGUGAUUUUCUUUUUGAAAUUCAGAUACCCCCCGCCAAAUGAGUUUUUGGUAUCCUUUCUUCAAAUUGUUUUUGCUCGCUCAUGCGUGAAUGAGGAAUAAUCUAAGUAAUAUCAGAUGAAAGAGGAGAUUCUAAAAUUUACAUUGGUAGGUCAUUUGUCUAUUGUAUUUGUGAUUAAGUUAUGAUAAAUCAUCGCUAAAUCUCGGUUUCGUUUUUUCUGGGACGCACUGUAUAUAGGGGCUAUAUGGCUGAUCAUUUCGCAUGCUCAUUUUUAAGAUAUGUUUGUAUUAUGUAAUGUACCUGUUACUUAUGCCGAUACUGUACUUUAUACUACUGUCCUGCAUUGACAGUGAUGAGUCAUGAUAUGGGCUUAUCUUAAUCUUUAUUAUGUAUAUUUAUGCACUUUGUAAACUACUUUCCUUUACUGUGAUUCCAAUAAAGUGAUAUCAAAUCAA
This is a messenger RNA of Lytechinus pictus (painted urchin), 4952 nucleotides long. Its product is annotated as perilipin-2-like. The record is from RefSeq and is a predicted model, not a curated record. Gene Ontology annotation, biological process: positive regulation of triglyceride storage; lipid storage. Gene Ontology annotation, cellular component: cytosol; lipid droplet. The coding region runs from base 555 to 2183 and encodes 542 amino acids. Gene Ontology annotation, molecular function: transcription corepressor activity. Lineage: Eukaryota; Metazoa; Echinodermata; Echinoidea; Temnopleuroida; Toxopneustidae. The transcript has 9 exons.